Dichotomopilus funicola is the source of this 1044-nucleotide messenger RNA. RefSeq lists its product as uncharacterized. The coding region runs from base 1 to 1044 and encodes 347 amino acids. The record is from RefSeq and is a predicted model, not a curated record. Lineage: Eukaryota; Fungi; Ascomycota; Sordariomycetes; Sordariales; Chaetomiaceae. The transcript has a single exon.
AUGGGCCACCCACCGGCAGACGAACCCCCAAACACCACGUCCACCACCGCCCUCCCUCCCCCCUCCUACUCCGAAGCAACCACCACCCCAUCCUACCUUCCCUCCCCAACCUCAACCCUAAGCAACGGCCUCCCCCCCGCCUCCCCAUUAACAACCCACCUCCGCGCCCUCCCCGCCCGCUUCCGCACCGCCCGCCUCGCCCGCCAAUCCGCCCAAGCCGCCGACGAGCUCGGUCUCGCAGCGCUCUUGGUACCGCAUGUGGAGGGGUUUUUGGCUGAGUUGACGGCUGCCGGUGGGGGGUUGGCGGGGUCUUCUUCGGCUUCAUUUUCGGGGCCUGCAUGGACGAGGAGGGGUACGGCGUCGGGGAUAAGGGGGGAAUUGACGCUUGUUCCGGUGGGGGUUGUGCCAAAUGGGGCGAGGAUGAGUGGGUUGGAGGAGAGGAUUGGGGAUGGGGAGGUGGUGAGGGUUGGGUUUGUGGAUGUUGCUGUUGAGGAGGAGGGUGGUGGGUUUGGGGAGAAGGGCGGGGAGAAGAAGGGUGGUACAAACAGGAAUGGGGAUGGGAAUGCGAGUGGAGGAGCGCUGCGGGAACAAGUAAACACCGGAUUUGAUGAAUGGGGCCGGUUUGAUACGCACCCUUCCCGCUCCGACAGCGACACCAACGGGUGGUGGUUCCGCGAUGAGGAUAUGGCCCGUCGACUGGCGACGUAUUUACGGCCGGAGCCGGUGCUGGAACGGAAACGGGUCCAGGCCACUGUUGUGCAGGCGAAGACGGUCGAGAAAGAAAAGUCGGGGUGGUCGCGCUGGGGUCUAGGUGGAGGGGGCCGGAAGAGGAGUACGUCGUCGGUUGGGUCGGAACAGAUGUCUCCUGGUUUGCCGUCGCCGAUAUCGCCGGUGCUGUCGAGCCCUGUGCUGUCGGCGGAGGAUGAUGCAGUGAGGAUGGCGGUUACGGCACAGGAGGUUACAUUUCGGAAGGAGAAUGACUUUGGGGUGUGGGAGAGCUUGACGGGUUGGGGGGUUGUGGUGGCUGUGAGGAUCUCUGCGUGA